Messenger RNA from Staurois parvus, 402 nucleotides. NCBI's taxonomy places the organism in Eukaryota, Metazoa, Chordata, Amphibia, Anura, Ranidae. The record is from the annotation of a GenBank genome assembly.
AAUGACAUUUUUUAAAAUUUUCAAAUUUCCCGCCGCCGCCCAUACGUCCCGACAUCACGGGGACCAGAACACAGAAGCCAGAUGCCGGCAUCAGCCGGAGGAGAUGGCCGGGGACGCUUCAGGGGACACAUCAUGGGAGCGAAGGACAAGGUAAGUGCUGCAGGGACUCCCUAUGCAGCGCCGCAUGGUAAGCCCGAGUGUAGCUCGGGGUUACCGCUUUUGGUACUAAAACUCUACCCCGAGCUACACUCAGGAAUACCGCCAGGGAGGGAGGUUAACAUAUCUAUAGUAUGGAUCACAAUGGAUAUAAAUUCAAAGUUAGUUCAGUUCAGGGAGGUUUCAGCAAACUUUAUUAAGGUUCAGACACCAAAUCUGCCCCCUGUUGAAGUCAAUUGGAGUCCA